Astrephomene gubernaculifera is the source of this 496-nucleotide messenger RNA. NCBI's taxonomy places the organism in Eukaryota, Viridiplantae, Chlorophyta, Chlorophyceae, Chlamydomonadales, Astrephomenaceae. The record is from the annotation of a GenBank genome assembly.
GUGAUGCAUGCCCCUAUCCUGCUCACCACGCUACUGGGCCAGGAAGCCUAUGAGAACUUGUCCAAGACUAAGGGCCAGGCACGUGUCAAUCUCCUUCAAGCCAUGCUCCACCAUCAGCUUGCUGGAUACAACGGCAAAUGCAAUGAGAAGUUGGGCUGCACGCCCUCAGUGGAGCCCCUGCCUCAAGAUCGACGGCUUUCAUUUGGUGUGGCUGCCUCUUCAAUGGCUCCAACUAUGAUGCGGCCUAGGCCUUUCAGUCCCUCAGCGGCCGCCAGGACAGCUGCCCCGCCCUCAGGCCGUCCAUCGUUGCCUGCCAGCUUCAAGAACGAGGGUGUGACGUACAAGCAGAACAAGCUCGUGCCCUUCAUCUUUGUCAGCACGUGUGGCAGUGUCUCCCGGACAACAUCAGAGGGCAUCAAGGUGCUAGAGGCCAAAAUCCAGGUCGGCACCGGGCACCUUGUUAUCAAGACAAGGCUAGCUGCUGGCAAGAACCCGA